This is a messenger RNA of Pieris brassicae (large cabbage white), 3487 nucleotides long. RefSeq names its product tyrosine-protein kinase Shark (gene Shark). Gene Ontology annotation, molecular function: ATP binding; protein binding; protein tyrosine kinase activity. Lineage: Eukaryota; Metazoa; Arthropoda; Insecta; Lepidoptera; Pieridae. The record is from RefSeq and is a predicted model, not a curated record. Gene Ontology annotation, biological process: protein phosphorylation. The coding region runs from base 250 to 2598 and encodes 782 amino acids. The transcript has 14 exons.
AUUGUUUCAUUAAUAAAAAGUAUUACCAAACAAGAAUUUAACAGGUUAGAAAGAAAUAGAAUUAUGUAUUGUAAAGUGUAAUUCUGUAAAUAAUUGUAAUGAAGUGGCUAAAAACGAUUAAAUACGCAAUAAUACAAAAAAAUAUACUACAAAUGUACAACUAAUUUAAUUGUUUUUGGAUAUUGUGUUGGACCUCGCCAGGCGAUUUGAUAUAUCUUUGUUUGUUAGACGAACUCGUUUUUGUUGAGAAUGAACAGGGAGGAUAACGUGAACUGGUUUCAUGGAAAGAUAUCUCGGGAAAAUGCUGAGAAACUUCUCAAAGAAGAGGGUGAGGAUGGUGUGUUUCUCGUUCGUGAGAGUAAUACAUCACAUGGCGAUUAUGUAUUAUCUGUUUUGCAUCAGGGUGAGGUUGUACACUAUCAAAUACGACGCCAUGGAGAAGAUGCAUUUUUUUCAAUAGAGGAACAUACCACAGUUCAUGGAUUAGAUACGCUGAUACAGCAUUACCGAGGUGACUCCAAUGGACUAGUAACUCGCCUUUCAGUAGUGUGUAAAGGUCAAGCUCCGCCACAUGAAUCUAGAACACAAGGAACUACGAAUCUAUUACACAGAGCGACGGACGCUGGAGAAUUAAAUGUGGUAUCACAGUUACUAGCUUGUGGUUACCGCAAUAGAGAUGCAAAGAAUCAAGAUGGGCAGACCGCUGUUCAUAUCGCUGCGAGAUCUGGAAGAGACAAAAUUCUAAUGAAGCUUAUUGAAAGUGGCGCCACGGUUAAUGUACGGGAUUCGUUUGGAUUCACACCGCUACAUUACACUUGCCAAAAUAACUUGCCGAGUACAACGGAACUGCUGAUAACGUAUGGAAACGCCAAUUAUCAGAUGCGGCACGCGCCAACCGGAAAGGUCCCACUUCAUGACGCCGCUCAGAGAGGAAAUAUUGAAUGUGUGAAGGUUUUAUUAAAACUGAAGGCUCCAGCUCAUCCAAGGACCUUAGCUAAAGAAACUCCAGCUCAAUUAGCCAAGCAUUAUGGUCACACAGAUUGUUAUCAAUUGCUCAAAAACUACAAGUCGGAGAAUCCAAAUACAUGUAAAAGCCAAUGGUACCAUGGUACAUUGAACCGAGAAGAGGCAGUGAAAACCUUAGAGGACUAUUGCAAACAGAACGGUUUAAGAGACAAGGCGACGGAUGGCGUAUACCUCGUCCGCUACAGCGAGCGACAUACGGGCGCGUACGUUUUGACCAUGUUCAGCGAAAAUACGCCUUAUAACUUCAUAAUUAGGAAAGAGAACGAAUGGUUAUUUAUUGAUAAUGGGCCGUACUUGGAGUCAUUAGAGCGAUUAAUAGAGCAUUAUACCAGUGUCCUAGAUGGACUCCCUACGAAGCUCAGCACGCCUGUACCGCCUAAGCCCAAACCGCCGUUACCUGAGUUUUCAACAAUGCCACGUACGAAGAAACAUUCGCCGUGUCGAGUCAAUUCAAACCAGUCAUUAUCUUUAGUGAAAAACGAUAUAUUGAAUGACAACAAAACAACAUCGCCUAACAAUAACAAUGCAUUUGAACUGUUGACGAGAAACCUCUCGUUUUCUUCGGACUUUAACAACGAUUCUCUUAAUAAUAACGAAGAUCUAGAUGGCGACACUUACCAAGUACCUGUGAAUAACAGCGCUGUGACGUCUUUGGCUGAAAAUUAUAAUGAAAUAGCCAUUAAUUCUGAUGGUCAGCUAUCUACAUUGCAAGAAUUUGUACCGUUCACGGAGUUGACUCUUGGUGCGGUUUUGGGGGAAGGUGAAUUUGGUUCCGUAUUACGAGCGGUAUAUUCGCCACUCGAUGCGCCUGCGCAGCAAGUCGCAGUAAAGACCUUGCAUUUGCAGCACACGGACUCAAAUAAGAGGGAGUUUCUCGCCGAGGCGAAGCUCAUGAUGGCGUUACGUCACCGAUGUAUCGUACGACUUAUAGGAGUCUCGCUGGGUCCGCCACUAGCGAUGGUGCAAGAGCUGGUACCUCUAGGGUCUCUCCUGGAGUACCUCAUCCGUCAUCCUGAGAAGGUGUCCCCAGGGUAUGAGUUAAGGCUAUGGGCCUGCCAGGUGGCCGCUGGGAUGCGGUACCUCGAGCAAAGACGAUUUGUGCAUAGAGACCUUGCAGCAAGGAAUAUAUUGCUCGCUAGCAGGCAUCAAGCAAAGAUUAGUGAUUUCGGCCUUUCGCGUGCAUUAUCCGCUGACAGUUCAUACUACAAAGCCAGUAGGGGUGGCAAAUGGCCGAUAAAGUGGUAUGCGCCGGAGUCGUACAACUAUGGCACCUUCAGCCACGCGAGUGACGUUUGGAGCUAUGGAGUCACCUUGUGGGAGAUGUUCUCUUACGGGAACCAGCCUUAUGGAGAUAUGCGAGGAACUGAGGUAAUUCAAUUAGUCGAAAGCGGUGAACGCCUCUCUCGUCCUGAAAACUGUCCCGACGAGAUCUAUCAAGUGAUGUUAGACUGUUGGGCUUAUACGCCAGACCUCAGGCCCACAUUUAGCAAACUCGUUGACGUCUUUUCCCACCAUCCUGAUUACGUCAACAUCAGCCAGAUUGCACUCGAGAACGAUGACGUCACCGUCUGACAGCGGGCGGAAGUGGCGCCCCCCGAGUAUAGACAAAGCGCAGUGUGGAUGUUGGGUGUCGUACGUCGGGUGGCUAUGUGUUUCUGUAUUGGCGAGUUUGAUGAUGUGGCCUAUGUUUGAUACCAAUGACGUCACUGUCAAAAGCGCCAAGUUUAAUCAUUGGAAAGUUCUAAAUUUGAAUUUGUCAUGUUUUAAAAUAUAUAUUAUCAAUUUUUAACAUCUGACUUGUGGUUAUAGAAACCUUAAAAAUGACUUUAAAAUAAAUAAUGAUUAUUAUAUGAUAAUGGCUAGAUGACGUCCUAAAUGUAGGUGAAUUAGAGUCGGUGAAUAAAAAUAGAAAUCUCAACUAGUAUUAUAAGUAUGGUAAGGUGUGAUUAUAUGUGCCUGACUGUUGACGUAAAUAGUAAAAUUAAUGUACAAAAUCUAGUUUAUGGACUUCCAAUAUCAGUUGAGUUGGCGCAUAGCUAAUCGAAUCCCGUAUACAAAUUUUAUACUAAUGUUAGUAUGCAUUUUUGAUAAUUAUUGCUUUUAUAAAUAAAUUUAGGUGCAUAUUAAAUAUUCGUGCUUUUCACGCGUUACGAAUACGUAAAAAAUACAAUGCUUUUAUAGUAAUUUAAGUGAUACCAUUUGAUACAAUGUGUACAUUCCUUAUUCGGGUAGUUUAUAGAAAAUUAUUUUAUUAUAUGACUAAUAUAUUAAAUAAAUAUAAGUAUGAAUACCUUUUUAUGAUAAAAUGCCAUAAAACUAUAUGUAUUGCCGUGUUGGUUGUGUUUUGUUUUUGUACAAAAUUUUAAUCGUAGUUACCUAAAUUUUCUGUUAUUGAAGAAUUUAUAUUAAAUUCUAUUGUACGAGUCUGAUUUAGUAUAAAAUAUUAUUUUUAAUUAUUUUA